AUGGACCACGAGGAGAGCAACAGCCAGAGCGUUGAGAUUGUGGAGGAAAUGGUUCACUCCCUUCUACACCCCAGUACGGACCUCGAGACCAUCCGCGAGGAGGACCAGCUGGAUGGGAGUAUGCUCAAACUGUUUUCCGACAUUGUUAGGUGCUUUGUCACCCGCAUCCUCCACACUGCAAUCAGGGAGCACAACGAAUAUCUGUGCAAUGGCUGCAAGAUCUCUCACGGGAGCCAGAAGCAGCACACUUGCUUAUUUGGCAUCCCAAACAAUUUUUUACGCAAGCAUUAUGACGAUUUGGAGAAAAGGGUCUUGACAGAGCAAUUUCUGGUUGCUGCCUCACAAUUGCUGGAGAAAUAUAACAUCCGUGUCUCUGAGGAAAAGAUCAGACACGCUGCAGAAUCUACUCUACUGGGGCUGAGAGGUUGUAAGAAUCUUGAGAAAACAUCUGACCACACUGUGGCUAACUGGCUUGACAUCUUUCUGUUUGACCAUCCCUACAUCCCCUACAAUGACUGCUUGACAUUCCUUUUUUUCUGCUAUGCCUGUCUUUCGAUGCAGCCUCUAAAUUUGGUUGCACUUGCCUAUGACAGAAUGAUAGCCAUCAUCUUCCCACUGCACUAUCGAGUGAAGGUGACCCACAGGUUCAUGUUUUCUUUGAUUGUCUCUUUCUGGCUUUUUGCCAUUACUGUUACAAUUAUUGCAGUUACCCUUCUAACAAGGCUUUCCUACUGUAAGUCUGUGGUAAUUAACAGCUAUUUCUGUGACUAUGGCCAAAUAUACAGACUGGCUUGCAAUGACAAUAUAUCCGGCCUGGUAAUUAGUGUCUUGCUACCAGUUCUGCUUCUUUGGCUUCCACUGGUAUUCAUCUUGUUUACUUACCUAUAUAUUUGCUUUUCUUUGACUAAAGUGGCCACAGUUCAUGAGAGAGUGAAGGCUUUUAAAACCUGCACUGCUCAUCUUUCAUUAGUCACAAUUUAUUUCCUCCCAGUUAUGAUCACUUUUACCUCACUGGGAAAUUUACAUCCAAAUGCCAGGAUCAUAAAUCCGUCUUUGACCUCUGUCUUUCCUCCCACAUUGAACCCAAUCAUUUAUGUUCUGCAAACGAAAGAAAUCAAAGAAUCUGUAAAAAAGCUGUUCAAAAUUAGAGUGCAGUCUAAAAAAAUAACACAAACAAUAAGCAAUAAGUGUGUUUGUUGA
Messenger RNA from Monopterus albus (swamp eel), 1200 nucleotides. RefSeq names its product olfactory receptor 1571-like. The record is from RefSeq and is a predicted model, not a curated record. Gene Ontology annotation, biological process: detection of chemical stimulus involved in sensory perception of smell; G protein-coupled receptor signaling pathway. Lineage: Eukaryota; Metazoa; Chordata; Actinopteri; Synbranchiformes; Synbranchidae. Gene Ontology annotation, cellular component: membrane. The transcript is spliced from 2 exons. The coding region runs from base 1 to 1200 and encodes 399 amino acids. Gene Ontology annotation, molecular function: G protein-coupled receptor activity; olfactory receptor activity; odorant binding.